AUGUCAAGAAAAUCUAUCGCGCUUUUAUUUUUAAAUAUUUUUACUAUAAUAAUCAAUUCUCUUGCUGAGGAAACGGAUUUGAGAGUUUGUAUACCGAACUUAGGAUGUCUGCAAGGUACAUAUUUGUCUGGAUUUCAAAUAGAAAAAUUUGAAGCUUUUAUGGGAAUACCAUAUGCCAAGCCACCAGUAGGCAAAUUAAGACUGCAAAAUCCCGAACCUUUUGGGUCAUGGGAAAAUGUAAUGCAAGCCACUAAACCGAAACCAAGCUGUUUACAAAAAAACUAUUUUUUGGAAACGCACCCUAUUAUGGGAGUUGAAGAUUGUUUAUAUUUAAAUUUAUAUCGUCCUCAAAGGAGUACAAAAUUAUUACCAAUUAUUUUUUAUAUACAUGGUGGUGGUUUUAGCUUUGGAUCACCACAUCCUGACAUGUUAGGCCCAGCCUACUUUAUGGAUACACAAGAGGUUAUACUUAUAACUUUUGCUUAUCGUUUAGGUCCUUUUGGCUUUCUUAGUACGGGUGAUGAAUACAUGCCUGGAAAUUUUGGACUUAAGGAUCAAAAUUUAGCAUUGAAGUGGGUAUUUGAUAAUGCAGUUUAUUUUAGUGGGGAUUCCAAUUCCAUAACAAUUUUCGGCCAUAGUAUUGGUGGGUCUUCAGUGCAAUUUCAUAUGUUAAGUCCAGCGUCACAAGGCCUUUUUAAACGUGCAAUAAUGAUGAGUGGCACAGCUAUAGCACCAUUUGCUGCUACUCUAAAGGAACCUCGACUGCAGGCAAAUAUGAUAUCUGCAGCAGUAGGUAUAACCGAUUCAGAGCAACUAUCAUCUGAGCAAUUACUUAAUAGUCUACAAAAUGUGGAUGCACUUACCUUACUUAAUGCUAGUGAUGUACUAAAAUUUUGGCGACAUUAUAAUUUGAUUAAUUACCGUACUGUUAUUGAGCAUAGUUCAUGGUCCAAUGCAUUUCUAGUAUGCGAGCCUGAUACAUUGUUGAAAAGUGGAAACGUAACUCAAGUUCCAAUGAUGAUGGGGAUGGUGCCUAGUGGGGGUGAGGGUAAUAUAUUUGCAAUGCGUUUAUUAGAAUCUGAGGAGUUACGCAAAGAAUUCAAUGCAAAUUUUGAAAAUAUAUUAACGAAUAUAAUAGAGCUUCCCAAAGAAAUAUCCAAUAAAGAUGUAAAAGAAAAAAUGAAUUUGAUAAUCGAUGAAUAUUUUCAAGGUAAACGUGAACUAAAUAAUGAUACGUUAAAAGGCUUUGUAGAGCUUCUUGGUGAUAUUUCUUUUUUGUAUCCUUACUAUAAAACUAUUGAAUAUUAUGUAAAGCAAUCCAAUAUAAGACAAAAUCCUUUGUAUCUAUAUAUAUUUAAUUAUAAAGGACAUUAUACCUAUACUACCGGUUAUUCUAGUAAUACAAUUACUGAUAUUGGAGUAUCACAUCUUGACGAUAUGAUUUAUCUUUUCGAAGCCCCUGAUCUUUUUCCUAAUGGCUUUGAGAAGAAGUCUAUUGAUGCUGAAUUAGUCCAAGAAUUUACACAACUAUUUGUAGAAUUCGCUAAAUAUGGGAAAUCCACCGCCUAUAAUCAAGUGCAAGAAUGCAAUGGUGAAAACUUUUAUAAACACGAUGAAACUGGUAUUUGCAAUUAUCUUGAAUAUCGCAAUGAUGGUAAGAAAUUUAAAGCCGUGACACAGCAGGGUUUUAACGUGAAAAGAAUGAAAUUUUGGGAUAACAUUUGA
Teleopsis dalmanni is the source of this 1725-nucleotide messenger RNA. Its product is annotated as venom carboxylesterase-6-like. Bases 1 to 1725 code for a protein of 574 amino acids. The transcript has 7 exons. The record is from RefSeq and is a predicted model, not a curated record. NCBI's taxonomy places the organism in Eukaryota, Metazoa, Arthropoda, Insecta, Diptera, Diopsidae.